GCUCCAAGUCAGGGCGAAAAUAGGACAUGUAGUUGUUAUGGCAACGUUGUGUAUGAGUGGAGUCCGUGUCAAAUUAGUGCAAAAGUAGCCUAAUUCAGUGUGCUUGAACCUUUACAGGCGACUUAAUACUUUGCGGUUGUGUGAUAAGGGCGUGAGUUAACGUGUCCACACUAAAAUACAGUGGUAAUAUAAAGCACAGUUAACGAACCUAAUGGUGCUAGUUUGGUUGCUAACUAAGUUCGUGUGGAAGAAGGUCGUCACAGCUGUGCAAAGAAGCAAUGUCAAGUAAAAACCUCCCACCGGUGCGCCACUUGCCACACUGGACCCGAGUUGGGCCUUUCGGGAGGAUGUGCUCUCCACGACUUGUAGUGGCAAACCAGCUGCAGCCGCUGCCUGCUGUCCCGUCAGCGGACAGAGGACUGGGGAGAGCAGAGGAACAGUCCUGUCACAACGACGGGGACCCACGCGUCGCAUCACUACAGAGGAAUAUACUGUUCCUGCAGCAAGAACACAAGGGGACUCUUGAGAAGCUCCAUGCAGAGAUAGAGCACCUCAGACGGGAGAAUAAAGAGUUGCAGUAUAAGCUGAUAAUGGACUCUCCAAAGGCAAGUACAAAAGGACUAACACACAGUCAACAAAGCAAUAGGCCACUUGCUCAGGGAAGUGAUGUCCAUGUGGGACUCUGCUUGGAGGAGCCACUACAGGACACAUGGCCCUUGCAAGACCAGGCACUGAGGAGAAACAUUAGAGAAGACGGUGAAAUCCUGGGAUCUGCCAGGCUGGACCAUGGCCCAGAGGUGAAUGGGGGCCUCAUCACUUCUUUACAACCUCUACGAAUUCACAGCAGCCCCUUUCAUCCUCCACGUGCUCCAACACUACAGGAGUGCGAGGUCAUCAUCCGGCAGCUCUACAAUGCUAACAGUUUACAGUCUCAGGAACUUAUGCGUGUGAAGGCGUUGCUGAGAGAUAUUGUUCUGAGCAAAAAAAUCACCCCAGAAAACUACAUUUUGACCAAGGCCUAUCUUGUUGAUGGUACCCGGAAAUCGUCACAAGAAAAAACAUUUCCAAAACUCGGUCUUCAAUCAUUUCCAGCAAAAAUGUCAGGACCCCCUCAGUCAGGCAUGGUCCUCCCAGCCCUCAAGCAGAGCCUCAGCUCAUCUAUUGCAGACAGACAGAGGAGGACCCGUGCUGUGCAGAGAGACCGUUUCAAAAGGAUUGUGCAGUGACAGGCUCAAAACAGACACAGUGCCAGCUAGAUCCACGUUAUGAUGGGGCUUUUCACCAUUCUUCACAUAACACAUAGUCAUAAAACCUAUGUGUGCUCUAUGGAAUAAGUUCAUUGAUUGAUGAUCUUUUUUAAGAGAUGACUAUAAUGGGUACAGAUGAUAGAGAGUUGAACAGAUUGGAAAAAACGGUCUAUAGACUUAAAAGUUCUUAAUUUUGCUCACAAAAAAAAGUGUCUCCAAUUUAACUUUAUAUGGGAACUUAUAAAUAUAUUUAUUAAUUUGACCAAACAUUGCAUUUUAGGGCAUUUGAACUUCAAGGGGCAACAUGUCAGACAGUUGACAGUGGCCACUGCAGGGAGUCAGGUGUUUUAGUUCAGCUAAUAGGGCAUUUGUUGUAACUUUGUCAAAAUGAUAGCAGAAUUGUUGUAACUUUAUAGAACUAACUACCAGUCACUUUUAAAACAACCAAGCAUUCAAAACCUGUAUCAAUGCAGACAAGCUAAUAAAGCCUCUAAAAGGUA
Monopterus albus (swamp eel) is the source of this 1747-nucleotide messenger RNA. It is a transcript of the gene ccdc74a, whose product is annotated as coiled-coil domain containing 74B. The coding region runs from base 279 to 1226 and encodes 315 amino acids. The transcript is spliced from 7 exons. The record is from RefSeq and is a predicted model, not a curated record. Lineage: Eukaryota; Metazoa; Chordata; Actinopteri; Synbranchiformes; Synbranchidae.